AUGGUCUGUAAAGGUUAUAACGCUAAAAUGUUCCGACUGGAAAGGAUAUUUGCAUUCUUACUCCUCGGAUUCUGUAUCUUCGCUGUUGCCUUCUACACAAAGUUUGUGUACACGACACAAAGGAGUGUUCGCGAUGGUGUCAAUGUAAGACCUGAUGAAAGAAAAACUGAGAUUAAUUUUCUGAACAAUGACCAGUACAGUCAAAAAGACAACUCUUUUGUCGAUGGUGUCAAUUCACAGGACGAAAACUGGAGUUUCAAUGACGAAAUCCAGCCUGAAAGCCGGAAAUAUUUGGUGUAUUCCUGCUCUGGUAGAUCACCAUGUGGUGGCUGGGGCGAUAGACUGCGCGGCAUUGUCUCCACCUACGUCAUGGCGGUGUUGACCAAUCGAGUCUUCGUAAUCAACAUGACGUCACCGUGUCCAUUGACAAUGUGGCUCCACCCAAAUUUAAUCCCUUGGACAGUACACAUCAAACCGGAAAGCCAGACAGACGAAAUAUUCAUUGACGUUCACGACAACACUCGCUUUUCUGAACUACUCAAAAGCGUGGAUCUAUCCAAAUUCUUCAUCAAAGACGUGGUGAGGCUCACACCGAACUACGACUUGUUCUCUCGACUGAAACUUAACCCAAUUUAUCAAACACAGCUUACAGAGAUGAGCAAGCCGGUGCCAGGAAAACCGGUGUCGCUUUUCUCGCGAAUAUUCGAAGAUUUAUUCGCAAUGAAUCAUAACCUAGAAUUCCAAGUGUCCAAGUUUUUAGCUGGAUUGUACGAACCCAAGCGACAUCGAACGUUGAUAUGUGCUCAAAUAAGGAUGGGAAGAAAUCCCAGCAUUCCACGCGACACAGAAAUCAGAACGAGGCCAUCUGAACUAAAGGCUUUGUGGAACUUUUUGCAGGAGUACAAAAACGACAAUAGGUUUAAAAUAUUUGUGACUACAGAUUCAGAAUCAGUCCGGAAAGAAGCUAAGAAAUUAUUUUCCUCUCAAAUCUUGGACACUUCCGGUCCCAUAACACAUCCGGACUAUCGCCAUGGCAACGAUAGCUGUUUGGGUCUGGGGAAGAUAAUUUUGGACCAGUAUCUGUUGCGGUUCUGUGACACCUUGGUGAUUAGUAAAAGUUUGUUUGGUGUCAUUGGUGCUCAUUUGAGAGGAAAAACGAGCAAUCUGUAUCAAUUUUCGAAUGGAACUGUUGAUAGGAUGGCUUUGAGUGCCUAUCAUUUGUUUAACUUUUAGAACUUUGAUCCACAUAAAUGGCUAUUGAAGUUACAAAUUUGUUCAAAAAGACAAAAAUUAAACAAUGUUGAUACAGCAUCUUCUGGAUGCGUCUUUUGCUGUUGUUUAAGAAGAAUGUAGGGGGCGUGGAUCAACAUGAAAGAAUACAGCAUGCAUG
Messenger RNA from Liolophura sinensis, 1390 nucleotides. RefSeq lists its product as uncharacterized. Bases 1 to 1233 code for a protein of 410 amino acids. The record is from RefSeq and is a predicted model, not a curated record. Lineage: Eukaryota; Metazoa; Mollusca; Polyplacophora; Chitonida; Chitonidae. The transcript is spliced from 2 exons.